AUGAGCGCAUCAGUAGGCGGAUUUUUCAAGACUGCAUUGAAGAGAAAUAUUCUCUUUACUGCUGGAAAAUGAGACACAUUGAAGAAAGACGCAAUUAAGAGGUCUUUAAAUCAAUUCCAGAAAUAUGUUUCAGAGCAUAACUACAGCCUCAAUAGACCACUAUUUGAUCUCUGGCUCACCAACAAAUUCUGGGGAACCUUAACAUCUGGAGCAGGUGAGGCUGAGCUCCAAGAAUUACAAGAAGCUAAAGACAAAUUGGUUGAGUACAAUAAACUUCAUCAAUUUAUGUCAUACUGCAGCGACUUAUCUGAUAGAACAACUCUUCUUAUGAAUAGAGAAUUUGCGAAUGACCCGACUAACCCUCUCAGCAUUUACAGAUCCUCCCCUCACAACGAAAUUGACUCUCUUUUCCCUGAAAUCGAGGGUAUCAUUGGAGCUUACUACGAAGUUGUAGACACUGUUAGAGAUGACCCUGAAUGGCUUUACAAAGUAGAGGCCGAGCUUGGAUCCCACAUUGCCUUCUUGGCUACCUCAUUCUGCGAGACCUCAAGAGAUAAUCUCGUUGAGAAAUCUGACGUUUACAAAAGAUUUGACAUGGACAAGCAAAAGUUCUUCAAGUAA
Moneuplotes crassus is the source of this 621-nucleotide messenger RNA. The record is from the annotation of a GenBank genome assembly. Lineage: Eukaryota; Ciliophora; Spirotrichea; Euplotida; Euplotidae.